UGCAAUUAUUCAUUUCUCCUUUAUGGUCAAUUUUCAAACCGUUGGCACUUCUACAAGUCAAAAGGGACGCCAUCCAUACGUCACUGCCAAAUCCAAGUCCCUGAUUGGUCAAAAAGUUCCAGCAUGCAUUCAGUGGAUGCACGUUUUGUACGCAAAAACCAAAAAGGUCAUAAAAACGUGCACAGUUAUACAUAAAUGCGCGGGUUUUGAACUUGGAAGCCCAAAACCCACUUUUACACACUUUUCAGUGGACUUGCGCUGCAGAGGGCGAUGUAAAGGUAGCUUUCCAGGUGUUACAGGUGUUCCCAACCAGAGGGAGGCGCUGUGACGGCUGCUGCAUCUCCUAGCUGGUUUGGUCCGGAUGCUGAUGUAGACGCUGCCGCCUGAGCUCAGAGAGGGGCAACGGACAGACGGAGAGACGCAAACCCGUUUUGUUGUUUUCAGGUUUGCCAGGGUUCUCCAGCAUGUUCGGCAAGAAGAAGAAACGGCUGGAGAUCUCAGCUCCGUCGAACUUCGAGCACCGUGUCCACACGGGCUUCGACCCGCGGGAGCAGAAGUUCACCGGACUGCCGCAGCAAUGGCAGAGCCUGCUGGCGGACACUGCCAACCGGCCCAAACCCAUGGUGGACCCCUCCUACAUCACCCCCAUCCAGCUGGCGCCCAUGAAGAUAUCUCCCAAGAAAGUCCGGUCGUCUGAAACGCCGUUUCCCAAAACCAUCGUUCGGGGGAACCGGCCGCCCAAAGAUGCAUCCAUCAACGGCCUGCUGGAGGAGUUCGACAACAUCUCGGUGACGCGCUCCAACUCCCUGCGGAAGGAGAGUCCGCCCGGCCUCCACCAGGCUGGAAUUGGCUCCAAGCCCCUGGGAGGGGGUCAUCCCCCCGCUCCCGAGGAGAAUGGAUUCAACCACUACUACUCCCGCUACUCAUGUGACCUGGACACGUCCAGCAGGGACUUUUUACUGGAUCCCGGGAAGCCCAGCUUCUCCAUCGACGGGGACUGGGCUGUUGGGAGGCACUAUCGAUUCACCAAGCAGAAUGGCCACUCGCAUCUCAUCCGUAGCCCCUUCUACCCGGACGCCAUGCCUCAGAAGUCAGACUAUGGCAAGCUCCCCCCAGACUACCACACCUACCUGGAGAGCAAAGGGCGCUCCGCCGACGAGGUGGCCUCCACGGUGGGGAGCGGAGUGGGCUCCAGUGGGUACUACCGCGCUUCGGUGGGGGGCUCGUCCAGCCAGGACUACCGGGACACGUCAGUGGGCACGCCGUCCCGCGCCUCCCUCCACAGCGAGCAGAUCACCUACCCAGACAGCGAGUGGAGCUACGGCGGCCUGCGGGACGAAUACGACAAGCGGCCCAAGAGUUCCUACGUGACCCAGACCAGUCCCACGCCAGCCAUCCGACAGAGGUCGCGCUCAGGAUCCGGCCUGCAGGAGCAAAUGGUCCCCUAUGUGGCCGGGGGCCCUUUCAAGAACCCCCCCCAGGCUCAUUCAUACAGCUCCUACACCUACCCCCGCCUCUCUGAGAGUCUGGCUAACGCUCAGGCCGCAGCCAAGGGCGACUACGAGCGACCGCCUCGCAGCGACAUUCCUCCGGUUGUAGGCGUUGACGCCGGCCCCCGAGGGCCUCUUAAGCUACCUCAGAGCCAUGCCAAACCGCCUGGUUAUCCCCCGGCACACCUACCAUACCCCCCUGUCUUUCACCAUUACAAACCCUCUCCGUACCAUCACCCCCCCUCCCAGCCCAGCCCACCGUACACCCCUCAGGGUGCCUACUCCCAGCCGUCGUCCCCCUACAUUCUCCCGGGGGCUUAUCCCCCGCCCUCAUGGGGCUCCAGUUCAGACACUCAACCCUCCAGAGUCUCUCAUGAGCAGUUCAGAGCUGCCCUCCAGCUGGUGGUCAACCCAGGUGACCCCCGGGAAUACCUGGACAACUUCAUCAAGAUUGGCGAGGGCUCCACGGGUAUCGUGUGCAUCGCCAGCGAGAAGCACAGCGGCAAGCAGGUGGCGGUGAAGAAGAUGGACCUGAGGAAGCAGCAGAGGAGGGAGCUGCUCUUUAAUGAGGUUGUGAUCAUGAGGGACUACCAUCAUGAAAACGUGGUGGACAUGUACAACAGCUAUCUGGUGGGAGACGAGCUGUGGGUGGUCAUGGAGUUCCUUGAGGGAGGGGCUCUCACAGACAUUGUGACUCACACCAGGAUGAACGAGGAGCAGAUUGCCACCGUGUGCCUGUCGGUGCUGAGGGCUCUGUCCUACCUGCACACGCAGGGCGUCAUCCACCGCGACAUCAAGAGCGACUCCAUUCUGCUGACCAGCGACGGCCGGAUCAAGCUCUCCGACUUUGGCUUCUGCGCCCAAGUUUCCAAAGAAGUGCCCAAGAGGAAGUCUCUGGUGGGCACGCCCUACUGGAUGGCGCCAGAGGUCAUUUCCAGACUGCCGUAUGGCACAGAGGUGGACAUCUGGUCUUUGGGCAUCAUGGUUAUCGAGAUGGUGGACGGGGAGCCCCCUUACUUCAAUGAGCCCCCUCUGCAGGCCAUGAGGAGGAUACGGGACAACCUGCCCCCCCGGCUAAAAGAAUCACACAAGGUGUCGUCGGUGCUGCGGUCCUUCCUGGACAUGAUGCUGGUCAGGGAGCCGUCACAGAGGGCCACCGCCCAGGAACUCCUCCAGCACCCCUUCCUGAAGAUGUCCGGCCCCCCCUCUUGCAUCGUUCCCCUCAUGAGACACUACCGCCAUCGCUGACCUAAUCCCGCCCACAUCCACUCCCCUCUUGGGCGGCUCCGCCCCCAUCCAGCCAAAUGCCGCAGUGGCUCUCCGCUGUAACCGCCGCGUAGUUUAGCUAGAGGAACAAACAUUUACAGAUAAAAGGAGGUAAAAUUAAGAUUUAAAAAGAUUCCUUUUUAUACCAUGAACUGAAAGGGUUUGGUGCCACAGACGCUCACUGAGCGUCCGGCGGGCGAAGGGCAGGGGGGCGGGGGCGGCUGCAGUCUUCUUCCUUUCCCAGAUGACGAGUCUUCAGCGAGACUCCUGGUAGCCAUCAGCCUUCCAAAGCUUCAGAAAGGUGUGGCGAGCAGCUGAGCGGCUGGUGGAGCCGACCACGCCGUGCCCCCCCAAGGCAGAGCGACGGAGGCGGGGGCAACAAUCAGCCUGAACGGAGGGGUUUUUCACUGAGGACCGGCUCCUGCUAAACUGACGAGCUCUCUUCAGUCUUCUCCAAAUGUAUUUUAGAGGAACUUGUAUUUCUGUACAGUUUUGAUAAUUUGCAGUAUUUUAUUGUGUCGUAACAAUUGUGAUAUGAGCAGUAUUAAUAGAGUUUCUGCAGAGAUUUUUCAUACCGUUUUUAAUCCAUUUUUUUGCUUAAAAUUACGAAAUAUUCCAAAUAAAUCCACCUAAACACGAGUGUUGCUAAAAGUAAUAUAUUUAUGAACUCAUAUUUGUAGACAGAACUUCCAUUAAAUGUUGGAAAAAAAGGGUAAAGUUCAAAUUUUGUACAAUAUUUUAAAGUAUUUAUUUAUUUAUUGAAAGGGAAGGUAUAUUUUUGUUUGUAGUGUGGCCUUUUUUUUCCUUUUCUUCUUCUUCCUUUCGUCUGGGGAUUUUUGGUUUAAAGAACGUCGGCUUUUAUGUCCUCCAAGCAAUACCGCAAACCGGUUUCUAAAAUCACACUGUUACCGUUUAAAUGUAGCACAGAUAAGAGUUUGGCAAAAAAAAAAAAAAAAAACACUUCACUGAACAUUUUUGCUUCUUUUAUGGCAGCCUCCUUGUGUGUUUUUUUCAUGGAGGGGGGUCCUUUCUACUGCGCCGGUCUGUCAUCGUCACUGAAACGGAGAACGGUGAAGCCCCGCCCCCCUCUAACCACAUCGUUUUGACCCCGUCCCUCACUGUGAUCUGUAAAUACGACGGUGCGCGUGCGGGAGGAGUGUGUUUGUACAGACCCUGAGAGCAGGUGUGUGUUUGUCGUGAGCUAAACCUCCACCGUGUGUUCAGAUCUGAAUGAGUUACACUUUAAUGUGGUUCUGGCCUGUACACUGAAACUGCAUGUUUGUUAUCGGUGAAUCUGGUUUCAAUUAAAAAAAGACGCUAAAGCAGGAAAACAUC
Messenger RNA from Oryzias latipes (Japanese medaka), 4091 nucleotides. RefSeq names its product p21 protein (Cdc42/Rac)-activated kinase 5 (gene pak5). NCBI's taxonomy places the organism in Eukaryota, Metazoa, Chordata, Actinopteri, Beloniformes, Adrianichthyidae. The record is from RefSeq and is a predicted model, not a curated record. Gene Ontology annotation, biological process: cytoskeleton organization; apoptotic process; protein phosphorylation. Gene Ontology annotation, molecular function: protein serine/threonine kinase activity; ATP binding.